Dreissena polymorpha is the source of this 9567-nucleotide messenger RNA. RefSeq names its product serine/threonine-protein phosphatase 6 regulatory ankyrin repeat subunit B-like. NCBI's taxonomy places the organism in Eukaryota, Metazoa, Mollusca, Bivalvia, Myida, Dreissenidae. Bases 103 to 1080 code for a protein of 325 amino acids. Gene Ontology annotation, molecular function: protein binding. The record is from RefSeq and is a predicted model, not a curated record. The transcript has 6 exons.
AUUUGGUGCUUCUUUGCUAACACCGUACAAAUCAAAAUGGAGGAAACAUCUGUCAAAUGUCAACUUAUUUUGCAGAGGAAAAAGUGAUUUUUAAAGAUAGACAUGGGAAACUCGAAAUCCACCAAGGUGGAGCAUGUCUCCCUUCACAUGCCUCAAAAGGAAAGAGAGCUCCACCUGGCUGUAAUGGCAAAUGACCGUGAGGGAGUGAGAGCUCUCAUAAGUGCAGGUGCCGAUGUGAACUACCCCUGGAGUAACCCGGCUGUACCCAGUGUGAAGGACAGCACCACACCAUUGCUGGCAGCUGUGUCAUUGAAUCAUGUCGAGAUUUCCAUGAUCCUGCUCAAGGCCGGAGCCGCCAUAAACCUGGCGGACAGGAACGGUUGCACUCCACUCUACAAGGCUGCGUACCAUGGGAGACCUGUACUGGUGGACAUUCUUACACAGGCUGGUGCAGAUUUAAACAAAGCUGACAAGGACGGACAGACACCCCUGUAUAUCUGUGUGCAAAAUGCAGUCAUCCAUUCCAGUUAUGCCACAGUGGAGAUGCUCCUAGCUUCCAAUGCCAAUGUUGACCAGAGUGACAGAAAUGGCAAAGCUCCAAUACACGUGGCAGCACACUGGAAAAUUAAGGACAUGAUACGGAUACUGGCCUCAAAAACGACCGUGAACAAAAUAGACUACAUGGGCCGUACACCACUAUAUGUGUGUGUGAGCUCGUUGAGUACGGGACUCUAUAAGGAGGACCUGAAGUACCAAGUCCCCUGCAUUAAACUAUUGUUCCAUGCUGAGUGCGAUAUGCUGAACCUUAUUGAUUGGCUGAAAUGGAAGGGGCCAGGGAUUCCCGCAGAAUUACUGGCCAACGACGAAGAGUUCUUCCAGUGGUACACAAAAAGUUUCAAUUCGCCGCACUCGCUGAAGAACUUGAGUCGUAAGGUGAUCCAGCAGAGGUUGACUGACAACUGGAAGGACAGUUUCCUGAAGAAGAUAACUUAUCUGCCGCUUCCAGCAAAACUGCACGAGUUUGUGUCGCACAAGAUGUUCCUUAUACCCAGCCCCACUGUGUUGCAUAAUGAGAUCUAGUGGCUGGGUGUCAGGUCAUAGUGCACCUACCUUGAGGUGACAUGGUGAUUUUUAUGCAUACUAUUGUACCUGUGCUUGGUUUUCUAUUGCAAGCUUUGUGUUGGCAUUAUAUUCAAGAUGGUAGUAAAGGGUGAGAACAGAGUGUCUGAUGAAAAAUAUUGUAAUAUUAUCAAAGAUAGCAGUUGUAAGCUUAAUUAUUAAUAUUUUUUGACAGUAUACAUAAAAUUAUUGGGUGAUCAUUAACAAGGCCUCACUUCUUUCACUGAAAAUAAAUGCUUCAAAAUUUUGCUGUCCGGAAGAUUUGAAUAGCUUAGUGCUUAGCCUGAUGAGUUUUAUGUUUUAAUUGAAUCUGAAUCAAGAUUUGUGUUUUCUAUUUCAUUGAUAGAUUUAAGGAUAAAUAAUUGAUUUCCAAUCACAAAAUAAUACAGUUAUGCAGUCACAAACAUGCUAGGAAAGUUAAAUGUUAUGUGAAUUAGUCUGGGGCAUGUGUUGAUUUAAAAGGGUUUUAGCCCCCAGUGCUAUGGCAAAGACCAUUCCCAGACGGUGAUCCCAAUUUUUUCAUGUUUGCGUGCUUGUUAAAACCCUUUUUUCUUACAUUUGUUGGUUCUCACUGUUUGGUAACUUGCAAUAAAUAAAGGACCGCAUGAAAGUUUCUCACUUGCUGUAGCAGAAGAAGUUUCACAACCAGCUUUGUUUCAAAUAAACAACUUACACCCGUUUUAAGAAUAUUAUUUUAAACGGUUUCCAAAAUAUAAUUAAUUGUUUUGUUUUUUUAAUCUGAAAUGGUAUAGUCACUCUGUGCAUUGGGUACUCUACAAUGGUUUAGUUUAAACUUAUUUAUUUUAGCUCGAUUGCAUUGAAAGCCUAAGCCUUAAAUAAACGCUCUCGAGUCCGAUUCCUAGGCCUAGAACCAGUACUUUGGGUCUUUGGGAGAGAUCUAAAGAACGGAUCGAACCCAUGACCUCCCGGUCGUUACAAUGGUUAAAAAUCUACUUGAUCCUUCAGCCAAUCAGGUUAAAGCUUUAUCGAGCCUUACAGGGCUCAUAAUUGAUAUGUCGCCUGUUGAAUGAUGUCCGUUCAUCACAAGUUUGUUUUAUUUGAUUUUUGAUUUUAUUUUGAUAUUGUUUGAUAGUUUAUAAUGCUAGAACCUCAGCUUAGUGGAUGUGCUUUGUUUGCUUCAACUGAAGAAUAUACAUGUAUAGGUAUAAUAACUAUUAAUCAGUUGAUUAAUGAGCUAUUUCUCUUUCAUCCCCAGACUGGUGUGAAAGGACUGGUAAUUAAAUAUUCCCUUUUUAAAACUAGUAUAUUAUACAGGUAGUCUAUUAUUUUAAAAGAAAGAAAAUUCUUUUAAGUUAAUUUCUUGUUUCCUCUAAAGAUAGAACAUAUUUUAUAUUUUGUGAAAUAAAGUCCCUAAAUGUAAGACUAAUGGAUACAUAUUUGAUUAAUAAAACUGAUAUAAAUAGCAUUUGCAUAUGUGCUUAACAUGCUUCAAUAGUUAAAAAAAAUUGGUUGAUACAAUUCUGUUUGUAAUUGAGAUGUAGUUUUUAUGUUUUGCGGUCCUUUAUUGAGUAAAUCAAUAAAUGUAUGCAUACAGUUUUCAUGGCAUUGUUUACCAUUUUUAUUCUAAUUAAUUUUAGCAAUUAGUUAAGGAGGUAUUUGUGUGUUAAGUCUUAAGGUAAUUUUAGGUUGAAAGUCACUCUGAAACUUUACAAUUAUAAAAGGGUUACCACGGAUUUCAAUAAACGCAGAAUUGCAGAUUCCUGCAAUUUGAAACAAGCAUAUUCAAAUUAAUGUUAUUUUGACUGUAGAACAUUUUCUGCUUUGCAUCAUUUUGAUGCAACAUCAAUCACACUCAUUAAUAGUGCCAUUGUUAUGACUCAAUUAUGCUGCUAAGUAGUAUCAGCCCUGUGUAUUUUAAAGGUUACAUUAUACUAUAUUUGUGUCAGACCAUUUAAAUUGAAACUCAUUGAAUGUUUUAAUGUUAAAACAUUCAUGCAAUAAAGCUUGGUUAUUGAAAUAGAAUCAAAUUUUAAAUCAGGGAUCUUUUGACUCCUGAUUGUUUUUUAUCUUCUGAUAUCCCUGGGUAACCAAUAAUUUGAAGGGACUUGUUCACAGUUUGGUUUAAUGAUGAUUUUCAAAAUUAUUGUCAUAGAUUUAAAAAGAAAAAUGUAUGCAUUAUGUUUAAACAAGCGAAAUAGCAUUCCUGCCUAAGAAAAGUCCUUAAAAUAUUUGUUAAUUGAAGGAUAAUUAUCAUUCAAAAUUGGUAAAAUAAUAAAACAUUUGUAACGCAUAAAACGUUUGUAACGCUUUUUCUUGAUAAUUUCAAAAUUACGCAAAGUUUUGAUAUAAAAUGUAGUGGUUAUCUUUCGCACUUAAAAUAAAAAAUCUGUGUGGCACAGUGGUAAUGCAUCACUUUUGCUUACAGAAGUCCCGGGUUCAAUUGUCAGGAAAGGCAAUAUUUUUUUAUUCAACUGUUUUUCAUGGUAUUAUAAUUGGUUAAAACAAUUAAAAACAUAAUUGAUUUGUGAGUAUACUAAUGUAAUCACAUUUUUCCAAAAUACAAACAUCUGUGAACAAGUCCUUGUAAGUUUUUUUUAUCAGUAAGCUGUUGAUGGUUAUAAUUAUCCACUAUUUUAUUUAAGUUUUUCUUGAGAUAUGAACAUGUUUGCUGUAUAUUUUGCUUUAAAAGGUUUGGAAAAGAACAAAAUAUUUACCAGUAUAAUAAAUUUGUUUUAUUCUUUAAGAAAUGUAUCUCUAUCUUUUUCAAUGCUGGCAUUGAGGGGUACUUGCUGGUUACAAGUAACUGAUUUUUUCCUAUUGCUUGAUUGUUCCUACUAAAAUUGGUAUUUUUUUUAAUGAUCCGUUUGUUUUGAAGUAUAUUUUGUGAAUUAUCAAAGUUAUUACACUUUUUGAUGCUGCAGGGUAUUUGGAUACUUCAAAUCAGCUGUUAUUUUUAUUUACAUUAACUAUAUUUUUAGGAUUUAAUGUGCAUUACAUUAAAUUAAUGUUUUUAUGAUACUUUAUAUUCAAACUUAUAUCCUUGCCUAGGUUUUAGGUUUUUCAAUGUUCUGAUGGCAUGUUAGUUAAUUUAUUUUUUAGACGGGAAAGGCCAUUCUUUCAUAUAAAGCAUCUGGAAUGGGCUAUGGAACAAAAAACUGAACUGUUCAUUUGGUUAUAAAUAAUCGAAUGAAGCUGGAGCAAAAUGUUUCACCUGUAUAACACUCGGAUACUUUAAUCCUUUCUCACUCAGAAGCAAAGUGAAAAUGGCUAUGUGCAAACAGCAUAAAACCAGAACAGCCUGCGAGUAACUCAGGUCUGUUCAGGUUUAAUGAUGUUUGCUGCUCUUAACGGUUGAAAAUGAAGCAUUCACAACUUGAAUCUAGUAAAAAAAGUCUUCAUAAUUCUAUUGCUUGUACAACUUUUUAUUCAGGAAUGUGUGUACCAGUUUGAAUAAGAAGUCAAGCAUAAUAAUUGUCAGCAUUAUUAUUAUUUUUAUUUUUAUGGAUUGAAUAUAUAAAAAAAAUACAAAAAAAAUAAAAUGGUAUUAUGCAAUGUAUACAUCAUUGUAACCUUUUAUUUAUAAUUAUUCAAAUCAAUACAAAGCUAACACCUUAGGCCAAGUUAUUUUCAAAGUUCAUUUGUCAAUUUUUGUUGUUACACCAACAUGAAAAUAUUGAGUGAAUUGUUUUGUUUUUCUGGUUAUUUUUAGCUCCCCUGUCACGAAGUGACAUGGUGAGCUUAUGUGACCGUGUGAUGACCGGCGUCCAUAUGUGCGUGUGUGCGUGCGUGUGUGCGUCUGUCGACAAUUUGUUUGUGUAGACAGUAGAGGUCACAGUUUUCAUCCAAUCUUUAUGAAAUUUUGUCAGAAUGUUUAUCUUGAUGAAAUCUGGGUUGGGAUUGUAUUUGGGUCAUCUGGGGUCAAAAACUAGGUCACUAGGUCAAAUAAUUGAAAAUAAUUGUGUAGACUAUAGAGGUCGCAGUUUUCAUUCAAUCUUUAUUAAAUUUGGUCAAAAUGUUUAUCUUGAUUAUAUCUGGGUUGGGAUUGUAUUUGGGUCACCUGAGGUCAAAAACUAGGUCACUAGGUCAAAAACUAGAUUGAAUUAUAGAAAAACCUUGUGUAGACAAUAGAGGUCGCAGUUUUCAUCCAAUCUUUAUGAAAUUUAUUCAGAAUGUUUAUCUUGAUGGAAUCUGGGUUGGGAUUGUAUUUGAGUCAUCUGGGGUCAAAAACUAGGUCACUAGGUCAAAUAAUAGAAAAACCAUUAACAAUUUGUUUGUGUAGACAGUAGAGGUCACAGUUUUCAUUCAAUCUUUAUGAAAUUUGGUCAGAAUGUUUAUCUUGAUAAAAACUGGGUUGGGAUUGUAUUUUGGUCAUCUAGUGUCAAAAACUAGGUCACUAGGUCAAAAACUAGGUCACUAGGUCAAAUAAUAGAAAAACCUUGUAUAGACAAUAGAGGUCGCAGUUUUCAUCCAAUCUUUAUGAAAUUUGGUCAGAAUGUUUAUCUUGAUGAAAUCUGGUUUGGGAUUGUAUUUGGGUCAUCUUGGGUCAAAAACUAGGUCAAAUAAUAGAAAAACCUUGUGUAGGCAAUAGAGGUCACAGUUUUCAUCCAAUCUUUAUAAAAUUUGAUCAGAAUGUUUAUCUUGAUGAAAUCUGGGUUGGGAUUGUAUUUGGGUUACCUGAGGUCAAAAACUAGGUCAAUAGGUCAAAUAUUAGAAAAACCUUGUGUAGACAAUAGAGGUCACAGUUUUCAUCUAAUCUUUAUGAAAUUUGAUCAGAAUGUUUAUCUUGAUGAAAUCUGGGUUGGGAUUGUAAUUGGUUAGUCAGGUGAGCGAUUCAGGGCCGUCAUUGCCCACUUGUUUACAGUUUUCAUGGCCUUUACUUAUGAUGAACAAGAUUUAUUUUGGAAUAGGCAAAAUAACCAACAAUCACUUUAAGUUGAUGUGCAUAAUAGUUUACUUUGGUUACUUUUAAAGAUAUGUAUUUGAACCCCAUUUUUGCUAGUGCAUUUUUAUGUCCGCCACCACUAUAGUGGGGGACAUAUUCUUUUUGCCCUGUCUGUUGGUUGGUGUGUUUUUUUUGUUUUGUUUGCUCAAACUUUAACAUUUACCAUAACCUUGGCAAUAUGGAAGAUAGCAACUUUAUAUUUGGCAUGCAUGUGUAUCUCAUGGAGCUGCUUAUUUUGAGUGGUGAAAGGUCAAUGUCAUCCUUCAAGGUCAAAGGUCAAAUAUAUAUGUAGCUUCAAAGCAGCGCAAAAGGGGACAUAAUGUUUUUGACAAACACAUAUCUUGUUUUGAUUUUGCAAAUGAAUAUAAAAGUGUAUGUUAAAGGUAUAUAUUAACAAUUGUCCUCUGCUCAUAAAGAAUCAUAUACAAAUAAUAAAAACACAUUUUAAGUGAUUCUUUUGAAGAUUUUGAUGACUUUAAACACUAUUGUCAACAAUCAGUCAAAAGUACAUGUAUAUGUAUGAGUCAAUUAUCUCUUUGAUUCUCUCUUAGGAAAGGUUUUACUUAUUAAGCUCCAACAAAUAUUUAUGCAUGAAGCCAAAUUGGAGUUCAAUAAAAAACUAAAAUAAGUCCGAUUGUUUAUGCUCGUAUUGGGUCAAAGUUUUAGGAAAUUAUUUCUAUGUUGCUUUAUGAGCAGCAGGCAAUUGUUUUCAUGUCUGAUUAUAGAAAUGUGUGUAGUAAACACACUUGGGUUAUUAAGCAUAAAUGGCAGAGUUUUGUCAGAAAAAAGUUUUUUUCUAACUUGUGUGUUGAUUAUAGAAAAGUACAGUAUAUGUAUUUUCACAUUGAUUAUGUAUUUGUUAAUAUGUGCACUGUAUGCUAUUUGAUAUAUCUUUGAAUUUGUGAAUUUUUUAAACAUGUAAGUUUUUAAGUUUUGUUUUGCAUUAUAUGGGUACAGUUUUACAAUUUAAAUUACUGGUAAAACAUGUAUUUACAUUUCUUUGCUAUUUUUAUUCGAAAGUAUUCUUAUUGUUUUAUUUAAAAUUGUUUGAAUUAUUUUUUUUAUUCACAUUUAGUAUCUGUCUCAACAAAAGGUCUGCAAAAGAGAGUAAUUUCAUAAUGUUGUAAUGUUUGUCGUAAACAUGAUUUAUCACUCGAAAUAAGGCACAGAGGCAUUUAUAUACAUAGUUUAAGUAAGUUUUAAACCUAUGAUUUUUUGUUUAAGAACAGUUCGGCAAAACUGCGAUUGGUCAAUGCUGAAAUCUAUGUGAAUUAAAGAUUUGUAUGCAUGUUACUUUUAGAGUAUAUGUUAGGUUAAAUCAGACCCAUCCCAAACAGAUUAUAUUGGAUAAACACUGAUCCAAUUUGUGGAAAUAUUUGGACAGUGAGGUGAAAUGAAUGAGGACAGCCGAUUAAAUGUGUCUUGUUCUAGGAAAACUGGGCUUAAUGCAUGUGGGUAAAGUGUCGUCCCAGAUUAGCCUGUGCAGUCCGCACAGGCUGAUCAGGGACUACACUUUCCGCCUAAACUUGAUUUUCGGUAAGGAGGGACUUCCUUGAAACUAAAAAUACCAUUAAAGCGGAAAGUGUCGUCCCUGAUUAGCCUGUGCGGACUGCACAGGCUUAUCUGGGAUGACACUUUACGCACAUGAAUUAAGCCCAGUUUUCUCAGAACAAGACAUAAAUUAUAAGAGCCUUACUCUGUGAAAAGGGGGCUUAAUGCAUGUGCGUCAAGUGUCAUUUCAGAUUAGUCUCAUCUUCAGAUACCCACGACUAAUUCAUUCCAUUAGUCUUCAACAUUAGAUAAAUGGAGAGUAGCCGAAUGGGUUAAACGUGGGUUUUCUGACGAUGGAUUAGUCUGUGCAGUCCGCUCAGGCUAAUCGGGUACGACACUUUUCGCCUUAACUUGAUUUGUGCUAAGAUGAGACUUUCUGUAAACCGUAAACGAAAAAUAAUGUAACCAAAAAAACUGCACAGGCUUAUCUGAGACAACACUUUAUGCACAUGCAUUUAACCCCAUUUUCACAGAGCACAGCCCAUAGAAAUAAGUAUAUUGUAAUAAAACUGUAUAUUACAUUGUGCACAUGUCCAUGCAAGCGAAUGAGAAAGCUGGGUUAUUUGAACUCUUGAAUUCACCGCUUCAGUAAAUGGAAGACAAGUUCACAUUGCAAAAAUGAUGUUAAACACUUAAGUAAAAAUGAACAUGUGUACAUGGCUGGUGACUACCAGUAAGUAAUCAUUUUGUGGUUAUUUUAUACUGGCACAUUCACCAUGUAUUUUAUACUGGCACAUUCACCAUCUACUAAACUGUGUAGAGCCUUAAGAAGGACUCCGUUUUUUCUAACAUAAGCAUAGUUAUGGCACAUUUUACACACACACACAAACGCAUUUUGGAACUUGUGUCACACUGUUAACUACUGGUGUUAUUAAACUUAAUAUUCCUAAAAGUAACCAUGUGAACUUAUGAAUUGACCAUUUGUAGGCAGUUAUUUUAGACAUGUUUGACAAAAGUGAAAUGCUGUGGCAUCUGUGUUAUAUAUACCUCCAUGGAGAUUUGUUUUCAUAUUUUCUUCUUUAAUUGCCUGUAUUAUUUUCUAGCAUGAAAAGUAGAAAAUGUAUGUGCAUUUAUAAGCAUGUAUCAAUAUGCAUCAUGUUUUCUUUUAAAUUUAUUAGUGUGCAUUAUGAUGUACCGUUACAGUAGACUUAAGUAUUGGCUGUAUAACUUUGCCAUUGAAUUGCUAGGAGUAUGUUUUUGUUAGCUUAAAUACAUUAUUACUCAUAUACAUUUUAAUUAUUUAAGAUUUUAACUUUUUGUUGUCUUAUCAGUUAAAUGAAAACUUUGGAUAAUACUUGUAAAUAGUGUGAGUAGUCUAUAAAGAUCUGUAAUGACAAAAUAAUGUUCAUUACGUUUUUCUUCUUCUGUUAGUUUUAAAAUAUGCUAUAUUGGCCACAAUGUUUAACAAUUUUGAUAAAUUAUCAUUUUAUUAUGAAUUUGUUUUACAGAAACUAAAAUUUAUAAAUUAAAGAUAAUUUAUUAAUUUAGUGUGCAUAUUAAUCUUUCAUUAAAUGUAAUUGAACUAUUAAUAAUUGUUUUAGUAAUUGCGAAUCAUGUGGCACAAUGCUAUUUUAUGUACAUGUUAAAAAAUUUAAUUCUUUAAAUAUCUCUUCACAAUAAAAUCUCUUGCAGUUUAACCCUCUUCCACUCAGAAGCAAAACAAAAAUGGCUGUUUGCAUCCAGCAUACAACCAGAACAGCUUUCAAGUAACUAGCUGUCUGCGCAGAUGCUAUGCUGUUUGCAUCAGUAUCUUUUAUGCUUAAAUAAAUUAUGUAGAAAAAAUAUUAAAUUUAAUUUAAUUUUUGCAAGGGCUACAAAUGCUUCAAAAUGCAUAUCUGGGUGGUAAAAGAGUUAACUGGUUUGAUUGUGCAAUUUUCACCUAUACCUUGUUAUACUGAACAUUGUCUCGGUAUUUGUUAAUGCAGGUCAUUAACAACUCUUGCUUUGUUUCAACUAUUUCAGUGUUUCAAUAAAUAUUGGACCUUCUCAAUUAA